AUGAAGCCAGACGAUUACUAUUUUCCUCUCUACGACUUCCACGAAUUCGAAGGAUGCCGCAAACGCUACAUAAAAGCAGAUCGCGACUUCGAACAACAAGAAGGCUUCCCAAAAAUACGAUUUGCCGAAGAAAUUUUUACUCCGGGCCUUCCGGUCCUCAGACAUAGUGAAUUCAAUCAAUAUCUGUAUCUGAAUCCCAAUCCUACUCAAGCAACUCAUCCAUUACACCAGAAGUAG
This is a messenger RNA of Botrytis sinoallii, 237 nucleotides long. RefSeq lists its product as uncharacterized. The record is from RefSeq and is a predicted model, not a curated record. The coding region runs from base 1 to 237 and encodes 78 amino acids. Lineage: Eukaryota; Fungi; Ascomycota; Leotiomycetes; Helotiales; Sclerotiniaceae. The transcript has 2 exons.